Rhopalosiphum padi (bird cherry-oat aphid) is the source of this 5609-nucleotide messenger RNA. RefSeq lists its product as uncharacterized. Bases 638 to 2926 code for a protein of 762 amino acids. NCBI's taxonomy places the organism in Eukaryota, Metazoa, Arthropoda, Insecta, Hemiptera, Aphididae. The record is from RefSeq and is a predicted model, not a curated record. Gene Ontology annotation, molecular function: DNA-binding transcription factor activity, RNA polymerase II-specific; protein dimerization activity; RNA polymerase II cis-regulatory region sequence-specific DNA binding. The transcript is spliced from 3 exons. Gene Ontology annotation, biological process: regulation of transcription by RNA polymerase II.
AUGUCAGUCCUUUUACGGAGACCGUUUCGUACGCACUUCCAUUGCCCGCGCGCAAUACACGCACCGCUCGUGUGUGCAAGCCCACCACUACCACCACAACCGCGGUAGUUGUUGUUGUAGUAGUAGUAGUAGUGACGACGACCGCCGUCGCGUACAGUACUACAGUCUCAUCCGCACCGGCGCCGGUAGUGAACGUGGUGCGCGUGUCUGUUUCCGUAAUAUCGUUGAAUGUAAAAUUUCGUUGACAUUUUUAUAAUUUUUUUUUUUUUUUUCGUAUUCCGAUUUCGAUCUAUACGCGAGAUCGCGAGUGUUUCUUACGAUAAAUUAAAUAUCAUAUCGUCUGUGGCUCGAGUUUUUUUUUUCAAUUUUCGCCGGGACGUCCGAGUCGAUUAUAAAAUAGACAACCCGUCGUCAUCGCGUUUGAUAUUUUGAUUUUCUCGUAGCCGUCGGGAAACGAGGUACCGUGGGAAUUUCCCGGUUUUUCCACCGACGGGACAAGGAUUGUUACGUUUUAAUAUAAUUUUUUUUUUUGAACAUCUCAUCGUGUGUGCGUGCGCGUUGGCGACACGCCGAGUGACCGUCGAAAACGACCGGUGGGAUUACGCGGACUAAAAUUACGUUGCCGGGUGCCGCCGAAAUGGUGAACCCGAGCACGGAAUCCAUACUGAACCAGAUGACCAACCUGGCCAUGGACAUCGCCCUGGACUAUGUGUUGCCCGCUUCGCCGAUGAGCGACGUGUGCAAGAGCGACUUGUUCGAGUUCGAACGGGACGUGGUGGUCGCGGCCGUCAGCGGCGGAGCGACUGCCGACGGUCUGCUGAGCAGCCUAGUGGCCGGCACCGCGGGUACGGCUGGAGGCUGCUGCGGUCGUCCGCCCACAGACUUGUGCAAGAAGAACAGUUAUAUGGGCGCAGCGGGAUGCGACUCGUGCGACGCGUGCCUGGCCAGAAACGCCGCGGCCACCGCAGCCGCUGACCUCUACUCGCCGAGCACCUGUACCACCACCACUACCACUUCCGCCGUUGGCUUAACGGCGUCACCGCCGUCGUCGAGCGCCUCGUCCACGACGUCGUCCGCGUCGUCCACACCGUCGCAACAGCAGACCGCCGAGACGACGAUGGACAUCAGUUGGUGUCAGUUCGACGGUUGCGAAUUCGACACGGCCGACAACAGUUACCUGGACAUUUGCGAUUGGAUAUUCUACGCCGACCGGUACGCGCUCACCGACGAGAACCGCGAAAAAGUGCAGAAAGCGUUCCAGAUGGUGCCACCCGGCGAAGUGACCGGUUACGUGGCCGAACCCCCCAAGCACGCGAAGAGAACCAACAACCCGACCGGUGCAACGACGUUGCCGGUCGGCGACGACCCGUCUGUGGCCGCGGUGGCAGCCGCCGCCGCCGCUGCAGCGAUCGUUGGCGGCGUGACCGUCAAGUCGGAACCGGACGACGACUACUUGUGGACCAGCGAUAACCACUUGCUACCGAUCAUCCUCAAGGCGGAACCCAACGCCGACAUACUGCAGAUCACCGAACUGGACCACAGUUACCUGCAGACGCCCACCAGCCACGGCGGCUGCGGCUCGACCAGUUCGUCGACGGCCGUGUCGCCCGCCAAACACCAUCCCAACCACUUGGUGGACAUGCUGGGACUCGUCACACCGCCGCCGUCCCGUUCGCAGUCUUCCGAAGAAGAAGAGAUCGACGUUGUCAACGACAGCUGGGACACCCCGGACACGCCACGCAAGGGCGCCACCAUGGCGGACAUAAUGAAACGCGGCAUCGUCAAGAAGCGCGAACCGCUGACCAAGUGGAAGAACACGGUCAAACGGAAGCACAAGACCGCCGGGCAGUCGGCCACCGCGGCCGCCGUGGCCGCAGCGUACCCGAUGCCCCCACCUCCGCCCAAGAAGAUGUGUGGUGGACUAUCGCUAUUGGACCGAUACAAAAAGGACACUAACUGGAAGGGCGCCGUCAUCAAGGACGAACCCGUUAUCAAGGACGAACCAUUGGACGAAGACGACGCCGGUUCGUCGGCCGACGACGACCGCAGCGACGACGAGUACGACAACCGACAGCGACACCGACGAAAACAGCGUCAACAACAACAGAAACAGCAAAACGCGCUGGCGAUGACCAUCAAGCCAGAACCGUUGGACGAGGACGAAGACCGCAGAGUCGACGACGAAGACGAAGACGACGAUUACGACAUGGACGCGGACUUCGAGUCGCUAAUGAAGAACGAACCGGACGACAUAUUCGACGACGAUUACGACGACUACGACGACGACCACGACAUGGAUUGGGACAAAGUGUUGCGCGGCACGUCCACGUCGAGCGGCGGCCGCGGCGGCAAGUCUUCCGGCGGCUCGUCGUCGUGCAGCUCGUCGUCCACGACCACGGGCGGCGGCCGCAAAAAGAAGAAGAAGAAGAAAAAGAAAACGUCGGCGUCGUCCGGCUCGGCAAAAUCGUCGGCCAAGCUGCACCACCAACAGCAGCAGUCCGGCGGCGGCGCCGGCAAGAAGAUCAAGUACGAGAACGUCAACGGCGGUUACAGCUACAAGACCAAGCUAAUGGAUCCCGUCAAGCGGGCGCUGCACAACGACCUGGAGAAGUCGCGGCGCGUGGAGACCAGCAUGCUGUUCAUGAACCUCAGCAUGCAGGUGUCGUUCCUGGACGACAACCGCAAGAUACCGUCCAAGCUGAGCAUACUGCGCGGCGCCAAGCGGGAGUGCGACCUCAUGAUGCUCGACGAGCGGCGUCUGCUGUCCGAGAAGCACGUCAUGCAGCAGAAACAGCGCAUGCUCCGCGAUCGGCUGUUCGAGCUCCGGCGCGAGCACUACCACCGGCGGUACGGCAAACCGAAACAAACGUCGUCGUCGUCGUCGUCAUCCCAUAAUUCACACAACCAACAACAUCAACAGCAAUAGUCUCGUCGCGGUGAGAACCAAUCUUGUAAUGAUAUUAUUAUUAUUUUUAUAACAUUAUUUCUCAUCCCCCGCACACGACCACUCGCGCACACAUACACACGCGCUCGCGUGACGUACCUACUCGUUCGUCCUGGGCGUCGUUUUAUUUAAUUAUUAAUAUUAUUACAUUUUUUUUUUUUUUCUUAAUUUUAAUUUCGAAGAACAGUUGCUCAAAUAUAUUUAAACAUAUAUUAAUUUAUUAUUAUUUUUAUCAAUAAUUAUUAUCGAUACGUAUUGUAUAUGUAUGUAGAGGUAGUUAAGUAGUUAGACGUGUGUAUGUGUGUACGUGUGUACUGGUGUUACAAUAUUAUGUUUAUGUACAUAUAAUUUGGAUAUGUUAUACGCGUAUUAUUAUUUUAUUAUGAUAAUUCGUCCAAGGCGAGCGAGAGUGUCCGUGUUUGUUAUUGAGGUUUUUUUAUUUAUUAUUUUUCUUAUUUUUCCGAAAUCCACUGAAGUACAUUUUUUCCGUUUCAAAUCAUGGAAAACAGCAAAUAUACUGUUUUAUUUUUUUACAAUCGGUAAACAGCCGACUUAUAUAGUCGGGAGCAGGUCUUAUAAUAAACUAUUGUUUAUAUAUACAUAAAAAAAAAUGCGUCUAAAAUAUUUAAUAUUUCGUAAUAUAUUUGACACUUUUUUUUUAAAUUUAAGUUUUCUACUAUCGCCCUUUCCCUUGCUCCCGUGGCACUAUGUAGUUAUAGAUAUUCUUGUAAAUACGAAUAAUCAACAUUUUAAUUUACUAUAUAUAUAUAUAAAUAUAUAAAUUUUAUUAUAAUAAUCGUGUAACACUUAGGAUAUUUGGUUUUUUUUUUCAAACGUAUAAGCCUACUGAAUAUAUUUUAAAAUAUUUUAUUAUUUAAAAUCGUGAAAUACAAGUAAACAACGUUUAAACGAUAUGACAUGUUCCUAUUGUACAGUUUUUUUUUUAAAUAUAUAUAUAUAAAUGUCUAAUGAAAACUUUUAGUUGUAUAAUAUUUUUAACGUUAUCCAUAAACGUAGACGAUAAAAUACAUAAUUUUAAGUAUGAGUUUAUUGUUAAGUCUACGAGGAUAUUAUUACAUGAUGCUUCCCCUCCCCACACGUUUUUUUAAUGCACAGUACAAAAUAGAUUAAGUAAGAUCUUAAAAUGUUAUAGUUGGUAGUAUUGAUAAUUAUUUUUUUUCUGAUGUAGGUAUACUAUACUUGUUAGUUUUUUUUUUGUUACGUUUUACCUGAUUUCGUUGCAUUUCCAAGUUGUGUUUGCGCAUUUUUCCUUUAUUAUUAUUAUUAUUAUUAUUAUUUUUAUUUUUAUUAUUAUUAUUUCAUUUUUAAACAUUUCUUUUUUUGUUCACUAGACGGCACCUAAUUUAAAUGCACUUGUAAAAAUUAAAUAAAAUGUACGUAAAACAAUAUUAUUAUUAUUAUUAUUAUUAUUAUUAUUAUUAUUAUUAUUACUAUGAUUAUUAUUAUUAUUAUUAUUUUUAUUAUUAUUACAAUUAUUAUUAUAUUAUAAAAGAAAGUAAUUUAUAAAAGCGCUUAUUUGUACAUACAGAUUAAUUAAACAAGGAAUCCCCGUAAACAAAUAAAUAAAAAUGGUAAAAAGCUUUCAUAUUUUUAGAUAUAAAUAUUAAAUACUAUGUAUGUCUUAAGUAUACAUACAUACGUAUUGAAAUAAUUGUUAAUGCAAUUAUUUAUAAUUAAUUAUACCAGUGGAAGUAACAGGAGUGUUCAUUAAUAUUAGGUUUUUGUUAAAGAAAAAAAAUAUUAAGUAAAUAAGUCAUAGACAUUUUUAAACAAAUUUUCUCCUACGAUACAAUAUUGUGAUAAGUGCUGUUUUUUAUAAAUCGUUAAGACUUUGUUUUAGUUAUUAGGCCACGAAAAAGAAUAUGUUUGUUUUUUCUCCAAAACAACACGUUUCUGCCGUAAAAUAAACGUCCCUAAAUUUUUUAAAAAACUUUCGUUUUUGGAUUUUUUUUUUUAACUCUAGUCUCGAGUGCCAUCCUCGUUCAUGAUAUAUAUAAACCCUUCCCUCUUUUCAUAUAUUACACGCGCGAAAGAGAGAUAUAUUUUUUAAACGCUAACUCUUUAUUGGUCGCACAUAUAUUAAUUAUAAUAUAUACGAUGAUAUAUAUAAAAUAUAAAUACAUAUAUGUGUGUAUAUUAUAACUACGGAGGAAAAAGUAAAAUUUAGUGAGACUAAUUUUGUAUUAGAUAUUAUUAUUUUUAAUAAUUAAGGCUGAACGUGAUUGUUAACCAAGUGCUGCAAACAUUUUAUUGGAAAAUUAAUGAUAUAUAUUAAAAAAAUAAAAAAAUAAAAAAAAUACAUUUUCAUCUUAAUUCUAAGCCAUAAAUUUACCUUAUUUAUAUUUAUCGAAACCUAAGUUAUACACAUAUAUAAUAUAUAUUUUUUAUGUACAGUCUGUGGCAUUAGCCUAGAAAGUUGUUAGACUUGCUUUUAUCUGUUAUGAUUUAAGUUUGUUUUUUUUUUUACUCGUAAUCGAGUGUCGACUUCAUUUAUGAUUAAUUUAUUUAUAACGUCGAGUUAAUUAAGAAAAACCCAUAUGUACCUCUUUAUCGUUUUUACACAACAAAUACAAAAAAAUUAGUGCAUAAUUACCUAAUUUUUUUUAAAUUAUGUAAUAUUUUAAAGAAACGAUAUUAAUUGAUA